This is a messenger RNA of Tauraco erythrolophus (red-crested turaco), 568 nucleotides long. The record is from RefSeq and is a predicted model, not a curated record. NCBI's taxonomy places the organism in Eukaryota, Metazoa, Chordata, Aves, Musophagiformes, Musophagidae.
AUGAAGAGAAAAUGGGAAGAAAGACUGAAGAAAGUGGAAGAACUAGCAUCUCACUAUGAAAGAAACCCUCUCCCUCCAGUAUAUAGACCAAGACUGUCCAAACCUUUUCUGCCAUCCUCGGUUUGGAAAAUAUUUUGUCGUCAGGCUGAAGCUUUUAAUUAUGUAAAAACCUGCAAAGAGGAUGUUCAUGUAUUUGCCUUGGAAAAGAACACAGAAAGUGGACAGAGGUUUUACCUUGUGACAACAUAUAAAGAGCUUUGGUUUUAUUACGCCAAAGGUUAUAAAACAAGUCUUAUGCAUUGCUAUGAAGUAAUUCCUGAAAAAUAUCCUUGUAAACUCUACUUUGAUUUGGAGUUCUACAAACCAGCAAAUCCUGGUGCAGAUGGCAAGAAUAUGGUUGCAAAGUUAAUUGAGCUUGUCAGCCAAAAAUUAAAAGAACUUUAUGAUGUAAACUGUUCAGCCAAAGAUGUCUUGAAUUUAGAUUCCAGCACUGAUGAAAAAUUUAGUCGACACUUAAUAUUUCUACCCCAAAAGACUGUAUUUAAGGAUAAUAUUCAUGUUGGUAAGU